Molecule: messenger RNA, 1952 nt
Organism: Colossoma macropomum (tambaqui)
Lineage: Eukaryota; Metazoa; Chordata; Actinopteri; Characiformes; Serrasalmidae
Exons: 2
Coding region: 907-1920 (337 amino acids)
Source: RefSeq, a predicted model, not a curated record
UUUUUGAGUGACAGUAGCAAGUGGGGGGGCCCGUUCUGCUAAGCGUGACUAAUAAUUGAACAGGUGUCGUGGUGUUUUUCUCCUCACAAUACUAUAAAAACUGGCCGUAAAAGAGACAGAUUGGUGCGGAGAGUGACUUUUCUGCAAAACCAUCGUCAUGGAUUCUCCAGACAGAUCGUCUAAGGCUCAAGCCGGAUCUCCGAUCUUGAAUUCCUUGAGCAAAUGGCGCUAUCGCACAUUCAUUCGGGACAACUUACAAAAGCGUGGAAUACCUUAUUUCGUGUGGCCAAACAGCCUAAAACGACUGAAACUGAAGGAGCAACCCCAGUCAAAUUUUGAGCGCGAGGAAGGCCUUCGUUCGCAAUGACAUACCUAAACACUGCUGGCCCCGUUCGAUUCGGGAAGAAAACGAUGUUACACCUUCGCAGAAGAAAAAGCAGGAAAUCGACAGAUUCAGAGCGGACGACAGUCUGUUUAAACCGAGCAUAAAGAGGAGAUGUCUUUCGAUUACGUAUUUGACAAUUUUGCCGAAAGAAACCCGGCUGAACAAUCGCUACAUCGUUUUCCGUCAGAGCAGACUGUUUCACAGUGACAAGCCGACUGAAGUCUCCAUUUCUGAAAAGGAGUUGUACCUGUUAAACCAGACCGUCCCGAAAACGAAUGAAGUGGGGGAAUUGCAUGCUAUGAUCUUACAGGCCAGAAACAGGUCAUGCACGGUUCGCGACACAAAACACAAGAGCGAACUGUCCAGGUCAGCCACAAUCACACUGAAGGUCAGAUCCGCGCAUUAUUUGCGUCAAAUCACCCUGACCAUCACAGGGCUCAAGACCCCUGAGUUUACCUACAGAGUUCGACUGGAAGUAUGCACGUCACAUGUGAUAAGGCACGAAAACGUGUGCUCCAGCGAUGACGACCAGUGGAUUUUUUUAUUUUGCCCCUACUGAAAAAGAAGAGCACGUCCAGCUGAUUGAAAUAACUUUGCGGGAGAGCGAACUACUGGAUAUUUAUCACGCGGUCAAACAUGUUCUGACAGCCAGCGUAAUAUGCGGUUGCGACAGCUGUCAUAUUCCACGCCCGACGAGUCUGAUGUCUAAAUACCAAGAUGACAAAACAGCGAUGCGCAUGUGCGAGGACAUGCCCAGCGGGAGAGAUUCUGAUCUAGACCUCGUGGAACGUAAAAAAAGCGGCGAAAAUGACAUUUCAGAUUCGACCAGCGCCAGCGAGGUAGAAGAAGAGGAAGAGGAAGUCUCCGGCGUGACCGAUCUGGACAGCGAUGAAUUUAUCGUGGUGGACGAGGACGGCUUACAAAGCCGACCUUCUUCGCCGGCUGACAUCGAGCAGCGUGAGAGAGAGAACGCGAGCGCUUUCUCAGGAACGGGGUCAAAAGGUCAAUGCGAGGAACCUCUUGACGCCAGCUCGGAAAGUCAGAGCGAGAAGCCUUCGGACCUCAGUCUGAAGGACCGAGCCACGAAAAUUGUGGAAUUUAUCUGGGCAAGAGCGAUCAUCCUGGCUGUUCGUCAAUGGGUUACGAGAGAUUGCGGUGGGUGUCAAAUUGAACACCCAUCACAGAGACAGCACAGUUGCGUGGAAGGCGUCCCCGUAAGAUUUCUGGACAACGAGUUAAAGCAGAAGUGGCUGAAUCUCAUUCCCGCUUGUGAAUUGGAAAUAAAAGAGUCUCUAAAGCAACACUUUGAAUUAAAAGAACCUCAUGAUGGUUUUGUAAUAAACAUUUUGCGUAGAAUUUACACGCUGACGCAGGAAAAAUUGAGUGAAUAUAACCCGCUGUCCGAGUACCUGAGCAGAGAUCCGUCCGAAAUUCUGAGCCGGUUCUACAUGCGGCCGGAUGAACCUCUGAACAGCGCUGCGGAAUCAACGGCCGCCGACGUGUGUAAAAUUCUGAUGGGGUCUGAGGAUGUGUAGUGAUUCGCGAGAGAGAGAGAGAUUGUGUAUUU